This is a messenger RNA of Cinclus cinclus, 5428 nucleotides long. RefSeq names its product ecto-NOX disulfide-thiol exchanger 2 (gene ENOX2). Gene Ontology annotation, molecular function: protein-disulfide reductase activity; RNA binding. Gene Ontology annotation, biological process: ultradian rhythm. The coding region runs from base 1134 to 3164 and encodes 676 amino acids. The record is from RefSeq and is a predicted model, not a curated record. Lineage: Eukaryota; Metazoa; Chordata; Aves; Passeriformes; Cinclidae. The transcript is spliced from 15 exons. Gene Ontology annotation, cellular component: external side of plasma membrane; plasma membrane.
UCCAUCCUUCCCUAUUCCCAAGUGUGGGGAAGCCCUUGUUCGUGUUCAAUUUUGCCUUUUCUAUCAUCUUUUUGGAUGAUACCAAUGUAAGCUUUGAACUGCUCCUGUUCCUUUCUCCUGCUGUCUUCCCUGUGCACAACCUCUCUAUUUUUAACCUGCUGCAUUCAGAUUUGUUUUCCUAGGCCCUCAUGACCUCCAUGAUAUUUUGACUUUGGAAUAUUUACACCACAGCAUUGUAGGCAUCCUGCAUGGCCGGGCGUGACUAUUGUUGUUGCCAGCUGAAUAGUCCUUGUUUUUUUGGCUGCUCCUUGUGUUCUCACCUUUCAGUGGCUCAGACAGGAGCCCUCCUGGCUCCCUGUGCCCACUUGGCUAUUUACAGCCAGACCCAGCAGCCAUGUUUAUUAAGUUCUUGGAAGUGGAAUCCUCUGGAACAGAAAUCACAAUGCUGCAGAGGGUCUCGAGGAGGGUUUUUACAAGUUCCUUGGCCCUUCAGUGCCCUGGGAUGGAUAAUUGUCAUUGUUGUUGCUCUCAUCAUUCUGCUGAUUCCCCUGGGAACACGGAGUACUUCAGAAACAUGGUUAUUUUUAUCACUUUAUAUGAGUCCACAAAAAAAUAUUUGUUUUUUUUUUUCUAUUUUUUUUCUCUAUUGGCUGUUCAGGGUGAACUUGCUGAGACAAAGAUAAACCAAACUUGGUAUUUCAACACUCCUUCGGUCUUGCAUCCCUGCAAGUGCAGACUGUGACAGAAGGUGGAGUGAGGAACUCAGUGGUCAGUUCAGGGCACUGGACCCAUCUCUUCAGCCUGGACAAAAGGAGGCUCGUGGGAGACCUUGCUCUCCACAGCUCCCUGACAGGAGGGUGCAGCAGGGGGUGUCUGGAGCUCCCCUUUUUGGGAUGUGCAUCCCAGAAUUCCUUCCAUGGCCAGGACUGCGAGCAGCUGUGUGGCAGACUUCUUGAGCAAAAACUCCAGCAGCAUCUUCUCAUUCUGAAGUUGUUCUCAGUUGUGCCUUGUUUUUUGGUAGUAAAUCACUCCAGGUGAAUUCUCAGCUGGUGAAACUUAAGUAACUCUUAACAAUGUAUUCCUGGACUGAAGAAAUGGGAAAAAAUCCUGUCUUUUGAGUUUGCAGGCUUGAAAUGCUGCUGAAGCCAGGGAAGAUGCAGCCCUGGCUUACACUGUCAGGCAGUUUGAUUUGUGUAGGUGGUGGAGUUGAUGCUGGUUUAAACCACCUGUCCUUUGACCCUGCCAGCACUGAGUCCCUGGGGCUGGACAGCCCAGCUGAGGAUGGCAGUGACCCGGGGAAGAGGAAGAGGAGCAGCAUUCCCCCAGAUGGUGGCAGAAAUCUGAGCCUGGAGUCCAUUCCGAUGGGAUUGCCAAUGUCCGACCCGAGCGCCUGGGCCACGGCCAUGAACAACCUGGGCAUGGCUCCCAUGGGCAUGACAGGACAGCCCCUCCUGCCUGAUUUUGACCCUGCUCUUGGGAUGAUGACUGGAAUCCCUCCGAUCAACCCCAUGAUGCCAGGCCUGGGGAUUGUCCCACCUCCCAUCCCUCCGGACAUGCCAGCCGUGAAGGAGAUCAUCCACUGCAAGAGCUGCACUCUCUUCCCACCUAACCCACAUCUUCCCCCUCCAGCCACGAGAGAGAGGCCCCCAGGGUGCAAGACCGUGUUUGUUGGAGGGCUGCCAGAGAAUGGGACAGAGCAGAUCAUCAUGGAGGUGUUUGAGCAGUGCGGGGAGGUCAUCGCCAUCCGCAAGAGCAAGAAGAACUUCUGCCACAUCCGCUUUGCUGAGGAGUUCAUGGUGGACAAGGCACUUUACCUGUCUGGUUACCGCAUCCGGCUGGGCUCCAGCACGGACAAGAAGGACACGGGGAGGCUGCACGUGGACUUUGCCCAGGCUCGGGAUGAUCUCUACGAGUGGGAGUGCAAGCAGCGCAUGCUGGCGCGCGAGGAGCGGCACCGGCGCCGCCUGGCCGAGGAGCGGUUCCGCCCGCCCUCCCCUCCCCCUGUCGUCCACUACUCCGACCACGAGUGCAGCGUGGUGGCUGAGAAGCUCAAAGAUGACACCAAGUUCUCAGAAGCCAUCCAGACCUUGCUGACCUGGAUAGAACGUGGGGAAGUGAACAGGAGAACUGCCAACAACUUCUACUCCAUGAUCCAGUCAGCCAACAGCCACAUCCGCAGGCUCGUCAACGAGAAGGCAGCACACGAGAAGGAGAUGGAAGAGGCUAAAGAGAAGUUCAAGCUGGCUCUCUCAGGGAUCCUGGUGCAGUUCGAGCAGAUAGUGGCCGUGUACCAUUCUGCCUCCAAACAAAAGGCUUGGGACCAUUUCACGAAAGCUCAGCGUAAGAACAUCAGCGUGUGGUGCAAACAAGCAGAGGAGAUCCGUAACAUCCACAAUGAUGAGCUGAUGGGCAUUCGGAGGGAGGAGGAGAUGGAAAUGUCUGAUGAAGAAAUAGAAGAUCCAUCAGAGAUGAAAGAAACGGAAGAGUCUGCGCUGGUGUCACAGGUGGAGGCACUGAAGGAGGAGAACGACAGCCUGCGCUGGCAGCUGGACGCCUACCGCAACGAGGUGGAGCUGCUCAAACAGGAGCAGGGCAAGGCCUCCAGGGACGAGGACACCACCAAGGAGCAGCAGAUGAAGCUCCUCCAGCAGGCUCUGCAGGGCAUGCAGAAGCAUCUUUUGAAAGUCCAAGAGGAGUACAAAAAGAGAGAAGCUGAGUUGGAAAAAGUGAAAGAGGACAAACUGAAAAUAGAAACAUUACUAGAAAACCUGAAGGAGCAGCAGAGCAUGGCAGAUGAAGAGGACAAGGAGGGAGAUGUAGCUGACUGCCAAGGGAAUGAGAGCAGCACAUCCAGAGUUUGUGCCUGCAGCCAGGAGAAGGAAUGUCCAGUGGAGAAGACUUUGAGCAACAGCCCUGUGAAAUCUGAACGAGAAGUUCUCUUGGUUGGGAUAAUUUCAACUUUUCUCCACGUGCAUCCCUUUGGAGCCAGCAUUGAGUACAUCUGCUCCUACCUGCAGCGCCUGGACAGCAAGAUCUGCACAGCUGAGGUGGAAGUGCUCAUGACACGGCUGCAGAACACGUUCCGCCAGGAGCUCAGCGGGGUUGGGGCCAGCCUGGAGAAGAGGUGGAAGUUCUGUGGCUUUGAUGGGUUGAAAAUGACUUGAGCUUUGUCUUCGUGCUGGAAACAGUGGGAUGUGGAUGCUGAGAAAACCUGGGAUGCUCCUCCCUCUGUUCCUGAUGAUUCCCUCACAGCACGGCCUCGGGGUACAAAGUGUAAAAGUGAAACCAAGUCCAGAGCACCGCUGGAAGAACCUCCAAGUUCUGCAGCUCCUUUGAUCAGUUAUUUCUUAAUGGGCAAGUGCUGUUCAAUAUAUUUGGGGGAAAAAAAGCUCCUGCCUGACCCUUUGAAGCACAGCGUGUCAACUCUGUGUUCUGCCAAUGUUGUAUGUGCUUGUGUGCCCAAAUUCCUCCUCCUCAGCCUUCCUUCUGCUAGGAACAGCCUCAGACUGUCCUGAAGCAACCACAGAGGGACAUCUUCUGGUUUCUAGAUCACCAAAAGGGGAAAAAAAAGGCAUUUUUUAGCUAUUUCUAUGAGUAAAAACCAAGGUAGUUUUAAACAGAAGAUUUAGAUGGCUCAGGGGCCUCUGAGCCAAGGAACUGGGUUUUUUUGUGCUGUUUUCUCUGUUAGCAGUUAAGCUGAGGUGGGGGCAGAGGAAGAUUCUGGCAGUGCCACUCAUGCUCUGGGUCAGUCUAUACAGAAUCUUUUACAUGGUGUUUAAUUUUCUAGGGAUGUGGGUGGAGCAGAGCUAAUCAGCCUGGCUUUUGGUGAUUUUUACCACCCAGUUCCUCCCCCUCCUUUGCUUCGGAGCCCAAGCUCAAGCAGCACGGACUACUCUGCUCCUUCACCUUCCCAGCACUGUUGCUCACAUUCCUAGUGCAUGCCAGGCUCCUGCCCAGCUGUGCAGAGGUGCAGGGGGGCUCAGCUCAGCCCCUCCCAGCCUGCCCAGAGCCCUGAGCACCCCGUGUUCCCAGCCUGGUGUCACCUGCAGAGCUCAGUGUUCCUGUUCUGCACAUCCCAGUGUGUUCCCAGCAUGGCUGCUGUCACGCUUCCAGCCCCUCCUGUUUGCUCCCCAUGCCCUUCACUUGGGCUACUGAUCCACCUCAUCUUUGGGGAAGGAGUACCAGUUCCUAUGUUCCUGUUUUCAGGCAUUUCCCCAGUUCUCAGGCACAUCCCCAGCCCUGGUGCCAUCCUGCCAGGUGCUUCUCCACCCUGGCCAUGGCCAAGGUAGUGCCCAGGUGAGUACAGGGACAUUUCUGGUGUGUUCUGUGUACCUGCCACAGACACCUGCUAUUGUGUGAACCAAUUCCUCAUCCAAAACCCCAAAAUUCCACUGGUGACACCAGGCUUGGAGCCAGGUCUUGAACUACUGGCUCUGUUUCUCCCCUUGCCAUUCCCUGCAAUGGGAGAGAUAGAGGAGAGCGCUCCCGUGCUCCUGCUCCAUUUCCCAAUCAUCCCAAGACCCUGAGGUCUCUUCAGAUCCCUUGGAUUUCUCCCUGUACCUUCAUCCUUCAGCCCAGAUGAACCAUCCUCCUCCUCGUUGUUGCUGCCAUUGGCAGAGCCUGGCACUGGGGUAGUCGGGGUGGUCACAGAGGAGACACCCCUGAUGUGCCAGGUGGGAAUGUGGCACCUGUGCCAUCUGUCCCUUGGGGUCAGCCAGGGGGAGAGAGGGCAGGGUGCCGUGUGCUCAGUGAGAGCUCUCCUUGGGAAAAUCGGGGAAGAAGCUUCAGGAGCCAGCACAGUUGCAGAGGCCUGAGAACAGCCAUGGCUGGAACAGCCUGGAGCCAGGGAAGGCGUGGGAUCAGUGGGGCCAGGGGGAUCAGUGGGGCCCAGGGGGAUGUGUGGGGACAGGGCUGGGCUCCCCAGCGUGGCAGCUCCUGCAGCACAAAGAUUGGCUGGCUCCCAGCCUCUGCUGGAGCUGGGGCUGGGGCACCGUGGGCAGCCAGAGCCCCCUCCUGGGGGGCUGAGGGGGCUGGGGCUGUUGGAGAGACCGGACAGGUUGUUCCACGGGGCAGCAGGAGGGAGAGGAGCCAGGAGCUGUGGAGCAGUGACUGGUGCUGUGAAAGUGAGUCAGGGCUAGAGCACCCCAGGGUCCUGCUGCUUCCCCUACCCAGGGCCAUUCCAAGGGGCUGAGGAUUCUCCCAGGAGGAAUCUGUCCUACAGAGGGGCUGCUGAGGUGACAGCCAGGGAUGGGUGACAGGGACCUUCCCUUGGCAUUGGGCUGUUCCCACCUGGGCUGUUGCUCUUCCUGCUCCCAGCACUGAGUGCUUGCCACACUGGGAGCAGAUAAAAACCCUUUUAAAAAAUGUUCUGAAUCGUUGUGUCCCUGCAGAUGAAUGCUGUAUUUUUAAGGAAUAAACAUUUUUUAUG